CAGGUUGGGAGAUUAGUUUUCCAGUGUCGCUGCGCUCGUUGGCUCGUUAUCAUCAUAUCAACGAUUGGGGGUUCAAAGAUUCCCGUUAACAUAAGCAGAGAGCGUCCCUUUUGUAAUUCAGAAUUCGAGCUUUCUUGCUUGAUGGAGGUUGUUUGAUACUCGGAGCUCGGCGGCCCACCACAGCAGGAUUAAUGAUUGUAACGAAAGAUGAAAUUCACGGAACAUCUGUCAGCACACAUCACGCCAGAAUGGAGGAAGCAGUACAUCAUCUACGAGGAGCUGAAGACGAUGCUGUACUCGGCCGUGGAGGAGGCGCCCUCCGCGGAGCUCACCGAGCCCGAAAUCGUGACCCGACACAUAGUCAACUUUGACGACCACUUCUUCCAGCAAUGCGACCAGGAGCUGAAGAAGAUCAACACCUUCUUCUCCGAGAAAAUGGCUGAGGCCACUCGCAAGUUCGCCAUGCUGCAGAGCGAGUUGAAGGCGUCCCUGGACGCCAGCAGCCACUCCAAGACCGGCCUGAACAAGGCGCGCAAGAUGUUGACAGGAGGCGUGCCGGCCAGGAAGCUGCAGGACCUCAAGCUGGCCUUCAGCGAGUUCUACCUUAGUCUCAUUCUUCUGCAGAAUUACCAGAAUUUGAAUUUCACUGGCUUUAGGAAAAUUCUGAAGAAACAUGAUAAGCUUCUCAAGACGGACAGGGGUGCCAAGUGGAGGGCGGAACACGUGGAAACGUCACAUUUUUACACAAACAAAGACAUUGAUAGGCUCAUCAAAGAGACUGAAUCCACCGUGACAAACGAGAUGGAGAGCGGAAAUCGACAAAGGGCGAUGAAGCGACUGCGAGUGCCGCCUUUGGGAGAGCAGCAGAGUCCGUGGACCACUUUCAAGCUGGGCCUGUUUUCAGGCGCGUUUGGCAUUUUAUUCGUAACUGCAAUCCUAUCCAUUAUCUUAGGCUCUCCUCGAGACGACUGGUCGACAAUAUUCCAACUCUACCGAGGGCCGUUCCUGUUGAUCCUGUUUAUUUUCCUGAUGGGUGUGAAUGUGUACGGCUGGAGGUCGUCUGGAGUGAAUCACGUACUUAUCUUCGAACUGGACCCCCGGCACCACCUCUCCGAACAACACCUGAUGGAGCUGGCUGCUAUUUUCGGGGUCAUCUGGGCGCUCAGUCUGCUGGGUCUCCUGUUCAGCGAAAAACUCAGCAUUCCUGCCUACUACUGCCCAGUUUCCAUGGCCGUUGUGAUGAUAAUAUUCUUGGUUAAUCCGAUAAAAGCAUUUCAACAUGAAGCACGGUUUUGGUUGCUGCGAGUGCUGUUCCGAAUUAUCACCGCACCGUUUUGGGCCGUGGGCUUUGCUGAUUUCUGGCUGGCCGAUCAGCUCAACAGUUUGGUUUACGCGCUCAUCGACUUUCACUUCUUCAUCUGCUUUUUCUUUUCCAAUCCUGCAUGGGAAACUUUCGACCGGAAUACAAAGAUCGGAAUCGAAAGGUGCAAUGAUGAAGCUUGGAUUACCCUUCCAAUUGUUAACGCGUUACCUGCUUGGUUCCGCUUCGCGCAGUGCCUGAGACGUUACAGAGAUUCGGGUGAUGCUUUCCCUCACCUUGUGAAUGCGGGGAAAUACUCCACCACAUUCUUUGUUGUACUUUUCAGUGUCCUUAGAAAAUACUAUGAGGCUGAUUACCAAAGUCACGCAGAGAACCCUUUCUUUUACGCCUGGAUGGUUUCUGCGAUUGUUAGUUCCUCUUACUCAUACGCUUGGGACAUUAAAAUGGAUUGGGGUUUUUUCGACCAGAAUGCAGGAGAGAAUAGGUUUUUGCGCGCUGAAGUUGUGUACUCAUCUAAGAAUUACUAUUACUUUGCCAUCAUCGAGGACCUGCUUAUAAGGUUUUCCUGGGCAUUUAGUUUUUUGAUAGUGGAGAAUGGAUACCUUUCAAAGCAAUACAUGACGUUUACUGUUUCAAUUCUGGAAGUAGUGAGGCGCUUUAUUUGGAACUAUUUCCGAUUGGAGAACGAGCACCUCAACAACUGCGGUAAUUUCCGUGCCGUCCGUGAUAUUUCCGUGGCGCCUCUGGACACAUCAGAUCAAGCCGUCAUCGUUCGGAUGAUGGACGAGAGCGACGGCGUGCUGCACAGGCGAAAGAGGAGACCAGCAAAGAAUAAGGACGAGACGACGCUGUGCUUGCUGCAGGAGGAAGUGCCUGCACCGUCCGGGGACAACCUCGUUUGAUCUACCACAAGUUUCCUCAGGAUUUUAAACUUUCCCUAAUUUCCCUCUCUCGAUAUCUCUCUCGUUGUGGUUACCAAACUUGCUAUUUGGCACUCUUGUUGAAAACUCUGGAAAGUUUAGGGAGCGCAAGCAUUUGAUCGCAUUAGGAAAAUGCUGCAUGGCAAGGAUUACGCUACGAAAAUUAGAUGGAUUUCAUUGGAAUGUGAUACUCUUUGUGUAUAUUGAUGGUUUACUAUAGUCGAAGAAUUGUUGAAAGAGAGCCGCAUUUACUGUUUUUACUGACACACGUGUGUAUUAAGCAAUGCGUAAACAAGAAGUCUUAAUAGAAGGGACCAUUCCGGAACCUGAAAAGUGCUAAAAUUGUGUUGUGAAAGUAUAAAAGUCAGGAAAGAGAAUCUUAAGCUUUUCUUUGUUUCAUAAAUUAGGUAAGUGUGCGUCGCACACCUCACACUCGAGUAUGGGUCUUAUUUUAGUACAGGGUACAGCCAUAAUUUUAGCCAAAUCAAUAAAGUUCUGAAACUGCCAAUAUAUGUAUAUAAUAAGCGGUUGUAAAAGUGCUUAUUAUGGAAAUCCAGGUUUGCCGUUUCGCCAACCUGGGAGACAAGUAGUGCAAUAGGUUAUUUAUUUAGUUAUUGGCAAGUAGUCUCCAGUCCGACAACAGUGAAUCAAUUUGUAUUCAGUUAUUGUGUUUUCCCCGACGCCUUUAAUGUCUGCUAACCUCUCCGUUAGAUUGUGAAGCGAUGAGGCAAUUAUUGAGGCCGUAAGCUUGGAGACACCGCAGCCUUUAGACAAAGGCUAGAACUAUGCGUGACACUUUUGGUUCAAUGAAAUUCAAAAUAUGUUGCAAACUCACACAUUCUUUGUCACCUCUUUCAACCAUUGCUGUCUCAAAACGCAAGAUUUGACCAUUCAAUUCCCUGAAUUGAUAAUUAAGUUUUUUCCAAAAUUAGUUGUAUUGCAAAAUAAAUUGAUGAAAGUGCUUAAUAAUGAAUUAUA
Messenger RNA from Cloeon dipterum, 3219 nucleotides. Its product is annotated as solute carrier family 53 member 1-like. Gene Ontology annotation, biological process: cellular response to phosphate starvation; phosphate ion transport. The record is from RefSeq and is a predicted model, not a curated record. Gene Ontology annotation, cellular component: cytoplasm; plasma membrane; Golgi apparatus. Bases 208 to 2223 code for a protein of 671 amino acids. NCBI's taxonomy places the organism in Eukaryota, Metazoa, Arthropoda, Insecta, Ephemeroptera, Baetidae. The transcript has 10 exons. Gene Ontology annotation, molecular function: inositol hexakisphosphate binding.